AAACCUGGUCAUACUGACAAAAAGAAAACAAUUCACAUUUUUUGGAAGAAUAUUAUUUAAAGCAUUUAAUUAACGUUUUUUAAGCUCAAAGCUAAACCAACAUAAUGGCCGCCCUGGCCAGCUUGACCGCCCAGUACACGGAUUCGGAAAAUGAGGGAGAGGCCAGUCCGGAUUCCCAGAAUUCUACAGCGUCCCAGGUAAUCAUUCCGCCCAAGCGACCCACGCCAACACCCACCAAACAGGAUUCGGAAACGAAGCGAUCCAAGCAAAAGAAAAAGAAGCACGCCAAGAAGGUGCGACGAUUGGUCAGCUACCAGGACGACACCUUGAUUUCCGACGAGGAGGAAGACCGUGCAGCAGCCGUCUCGAGCGAGGAGGAUUCCAGUACCUCCAGCGGCAGUGAUAGCUCCGACUCUGAGGGCAGCGACACCCCCAAGGCCAAGGAUAAGAGCAGUACGGGCAACGGGGCCAAGGAAACUGACACUCCCAUGGAGGUCGAUGAAGAAACGGAAGGUUUUGCACAUGAAGAACGAACCGCGGAGAGCUACGAGAAGGAUCCCAAGUACGCCAAGUACAAGUUCCAGCUGCCACCAGAGCCCAAGGGAAAGCCAUCCGCGGAACUGGUGGCCAAGAUUACCAAAAUGUACACCAAGAUGCGGCAAACUAAUAUGGAUAUGAACCGGGUGAUCCAGGACCGCAAGGAGUUCCGCAAUCCCAGCAUCUACGACAAAUUGAUCAGCUUCUGCGACAUCAACGAGUUUGGCACCAACUAUCCGCCGGAGAUCUACGAUCCCUUGCAAUGGGGCGAGGAAUCCUACUAUGAGGCAUUGGCGGCGGUCCAGAAAACGGAGAUGGUGAAGCGCCAGAAGGAUCGCAAGGACAUGGACAAGGUGGAGCAGGCCACAGCGCUGGCCAGGAAGGUUGAAGAGGAGGCCAAAAAGCGGAAAUCCAAAUGGGAUCAGCCGGCUCCGUCUUCAACCGUGGUAAAACCCACGCUUCCGGCCUUGACCACCACAGUUACUGGCACCAAGGGAACCGUCAUAUCCGCAUUUGGCUCUCUGCCUAAAAGCCAGCCGCUUAGUCAUAAAUAAACUUGUAUAAUUUAAUAAU
Drosophila serrata is the source of this 1110-nucleotide messenger RNA. RefSeq lists its product as uncharacterized. The record is from RefSeq and is a predicted model, not a curated record. Gene Ontology annotation, cellular component: nucleus. NCBI's taxonomy places the organism in Eukaryota, Metazoa, Arthropoda, Insecta, Diptera, Drosophilidae. Gene Ontology annotation, biological process: regulation of DNA-templated transcription.